Molecule: messenger RNA, 1050 nt
Organism: Thermothielavioides terrestris NRRL 8126
Lineage: Eukaryota; Fungi; Ascomycota; Sordariomycetes; Sordariales; Chaetomiaceae
Exons: 2
Source: RefSeq, a predicted model, not a curated record
AUGUACUCGGAACUCGAGUCAUGCGCCGACUUCAGCCAUGUCUCGCCUCUCACUCGCGCGCUGCUCGAGCGCGCCAGCCUCGAGACGCAGCUGCGCAUCCAGGCUGCCGAAGAGCGGCUGGCCGCGUUCGAGUACGGUGACAUGUGGCCGGCCGCAGUGGCCAUCACGGCGAGCACAAGCGGUCCUGUGGUCGCGGCGCCGGCGAAGGCGGCGAUGGAUCGCCUGCAGCAGUUCUUCGUCCGGUACUACACGCGCGAGUUUGGCUCUUGGCCGCCGCUGUCGUCGCAAAGUGCCGUCGCUGCCGCCCCUAAGGUGGUGGGGGGAAGAGCGGAAGACACCUGGCUGACGAGGACGGUGGCGCAGCGGUUGCAAAAGGACUUCGCCGCGCUAUACGACUACUUGGUCAAUCGAGACAUCAUCUGGGACGAGUCGGAGGCACGGCCAAGCCGGAAAUGGAUGAUGAUCAGCGAGAGCGGAAACCGCGGGUUCGAAGCUGACACGCCCGACCUACCCAUGACGGACAUGCUUGUCGAGUUCGACAAUAAGCACCGGUUCCCGCACAUCCCACACCCUUACCCCCUCGUGCCGGAGUCAAUCCCAUCAUUACCUGUGAUCAGCACCGCCGGGAGCGGGAGUUCGACGAGUGGGAUAUUCGGAGGCGGCGACGGCAGUGGUCGGGUAGGCGCAGCCGAGCGGCGCAUCCAGCUGGCGUACACGGAAGCAACCAACGUCUUCACGCUCGGCACGACGUUCAGCCACUCGACCCUCGUUGAUGCCUUCAGCAAGUUCGAAAAAGCCGACUGCAUCGGCGAAGUCGACCCGUCCACCGCCCGCCGUGGUCGCUGGGUGCUCAUCUACGGUGUCCUGCAGACGCUCGCCACCGUCUCCGUCGACGCCCCCAACGUCCGCUACAAGGACGGUGUCGCGUACCACCUCUCGCCGCGCCUCAAAGGCGUCAAGAUCCCUCCGUGGAAGACGGGCGCGGCUGGCCCAGACCCGCACGAGGCGACCCAUGAGCAGUCCCAUUGCUGGACGGUGCCCGCGUCGUGG